This is a messenger RNA of Sipha flava (yellow sugarcane aphid), 1609 nucleotides long. Its product is annotated as tubulin beta-1 chain-like. Gene Ontology annotation, biological process: mitotic cell cycle; microtubule cytoskeleton organization. Gene Ontology annotation, molecular function: GTPase activity; GTP binding; structural constituent of cytoskeleton. Gene Ontology annotation, cellular component: microtubule; cytoplasm. The transcript is spliced from 4 exons. NCBI's taxonomy places the organism in Eukaryota, Metazoa, Arthropoda, Insecta, Hemiptera, Aphididae. Bases 196 to 1539 code for a protein of 447 amino acids. The record is from RefSeq and is a predicted model, not a curated record.
CCUCUGCACUUUUCAAGACGAUUGUUGAAUACGCAACUGUGCGGUCUUUUGCUGUCUCACGUUGUUUCGCGUUGGUUAUUGUAUCGAAUUAUUGUCGUUCACGAUCACGUGUUCCGUCGGCUUUCUUUUCAACAUUGAAAUCUUCAAUAAAUUUAUUCGCCAAUUUUUUAACUAAACCCAUUUCAAAUUUCAACCAUGAGGGAAAUUGUACAUGUUCAAGCCGGUCAGUGUGGAAAUCAGAUUGGAGCCAAGUUCUGGGAAGUCAUUUCUGAUGAACAUGGUAUUGAUCCAACUGGCUCAUAUCACGGAAAUUCUGAUCUCCAGUUAGAACGUAUAAAUGUAUACUAUACUGAAGCUCCAGGUAUAAAGUAUGUACCCCGUGCUGUUUUGGUUGAUUUGGAGCCAGGUACCAUGGAUUCUAUCAGAUCUGGACCUUAUGGGCAGAUUUUUAGACCAGACAACUUUGUUUUUGGACAAUCUGGAGCUGGAAACAACUGGGCUAAAGGUCAUUAUACAGAAGGUGCUGAGCUUGUAGAUUCAGUAUUAGAUGUCAUCAGAAAAGAAGCUGAAGGCUGUGAUUGUCUUCAAGGAUUUCAACUGACACAUUCCUUGGGUGGUGGAACUGGGUCUGGUAUGGGAACAUUAUUGAUUUCCAAGAUCAGAGAAGAAUUCCCUGACAGAAUAAUGAAUACUUACUCAGUUGUACCUUCUCCCAAAGUUUCGGACACUGUUGUAGAACCCUACAAUGCUACUUUAUCAAUUCAUCAAUUAGUAGAAAAUACCGAUGAAACCUUUUGUAUUGAUAACGAAGCUUUAUAUGAUAUUUGUUUUCGUACAUUAAAACUUACAACACCUACAUAUGGUGACUUAAACCACUUGGUAUCUUUGACCAUGUCUGGAGUAACCACUUGUCUCAGGUUCCCUGGUCAAUUGAACGCUGAUCUCCGUAAACUCGCUGUCAAUAUGGUUCCUUUUCCCAGGUUACAUUUCUUCAUGACUGGUUUUGCUCCUCUUACAUCUCGUGGAAGUCAACAAUACAGAGCUUUGUCUGUACCUGAACUUACUCAACAAAUGUUUGAUGCCAAAAAUAUGAUGGCUGCAUGCGACCCACGACAUGGACGUUAUCUUACAGUAGCAGCUAUAUUUCGUGGUCGUUUGUCUAUGAGGGAAGUUGAUGACCAAAUGUUGAACAUCCAAAGCAAGAACUCGAGUUAUUUUGUUGAGUGGAUCCCUAAUAAUGUGAAAACCGCAGUUUGUGAUAUCCCUCCAAGAGGUUUGAAAAUGUCUGCUACAUUCAUUGGUAAUUCUACAUCCAUUCAAGAAUUAUUCAAGAGGAUUGGUGAACAGUUCAAUGUUAUGUUCAGACGUAAGGCUUUCUUACAUUGGUACACUGGUGAAGGUAUGGACGAGAUGGAAUUCACUGAAGCUGAAUCUAACAUGAAUGAUUUAGUAGCUGAAUAUCAACAAUAUCAAGAAGCUACCAUUGAUGAUGAAGGUGAAUUUGAUGAAGAACAGGAACAAGAAGUUGAUGAAAACUAGAUUUAUUUUUUAAAAUGUAGCUUUAGACUUCAAUUUUGUUACUUUUUAUUUAAUACAUAAAUUCUGUACA